ACGUCUCCUUCCUUCCAAAAUCUCUGUCAACGAGGAGAGGGGGCGGAAAAAAAAAACCCUAACCCAAAAAUCAAUGGCGGAGGCGACAACCGAACCGGCGAUCGCACCGGCACAAGAGAGCGAAUCGGCCGGUACGAACCGGGCGCCACACAAGCUGGAGAGGAGGUGGACUUUCUGGUUCGAUAACCAGUCGAAGCCCAAGCAGGGCGCAGCUUGGGGAUCCUCGAUGAAGAAAAUCUACACCUUUGAUACCGUUGAGGAGUUCUGGGUAUUGUACGAUCAAAUAUUCCGGCCCAGCAAGUUGCCAGGAAAUGCUGAUUUCCACUGUUUUAAAACUGGGAUAGAACCAAAAUGGGAAGAUCCUGAAUGUGCUAAUGGUGGAAAGUGGUCUGUUACAAGCAGCAGAAAGACCAACCUUGAUGCCAUGUGGCUUGAGACGCUAAUGGCUUUGAUUGGGGAGCAAUUUGAUGAAAGUGAGGAGAUAUGUGGUGUCGUUGCAAGUGUUCGUCAGCGGCAGGACAAGCUUGCACUAUGGACUAAGUCAGCGAGCAAUGAAGCUCUUCAGAUGAGCAUUGGAAAGAAAUGGAAGGAAAUCAUUGAUGUUCAAGACAAAAUCUUUUACACCUCCCAUGACGAUUCGAAGAGUAGAGAGAAGUCAAGCCGAGGUGGACGAUACAGCGUGUAGGUUUUGUUGUAUCUUUCGGGGCGACGAUCUCUUUGAAAUUUUCGGCGAACUCAGCCAACAUGAAUUUCUCUUUGCCGAAUGUUGUAGACGUCUAUGGAUGAGUUUAAUGUUGUUUUCUGUGCACACACCCUCCUCAUGGGUAAAUUCUCAUGUCACCUUAAGAAAAGAUUGAUUGUGGAGAGGGAUUGCUAUCCGAUGCCUUUGUAUUGCUUUAUUACCAGUAUCUGAGGUUUUUUAACCUUCACUAAAAUAUGGAAAGUAUGAGUUGGACUUGAUGGGAUUU
Messenger RNA from Asparagus officinalis (garden asparagus), 968 nucleotides. RefSeq names its product eukaryotic translation initiation factor. The record is from RefSeq and is a predicted model, not a curated record. NCBI's taxonomy places the organism in Eukaryota, Viridiplantae, Streptophyta, Magnoliopsida, Asparagales, Asparagaceae. Bases 74 to 685 code for a protein of 203 amino acids. Gene Ontology annotation, cellular component: cytoplasm; eukaryotic translation initiation factor 4F complex. The transcript is spliced from 5 exons. Gene Ontology annotation, molecular function: translation initiation factor activity; RNA 7-methylguanosine cap binding. Gene Ontology annotation, biological process: translational initiation.